AUGGAGUACGAAUUCCGUUCGGGUGGAAAGACUCCCAAAUAUGCUAACAAUGGAAUGUGCACUCUAGAAUUACAUCAUGGGGGCUGGUUUGAAAAUGGGGUUUAUAAGAAGGUUGAGCAAUGUUUGGAAAUUAGGUGUAAAAAUCCUGAGGGUGGACUGGAGCUUGUUACAUCGGAUGCUACAGUGGUUGAAAUGGUUGGUCACAUACCAUCCAAUAAGGUUAUUGUGUUAUACUAUAGUGAGAUUGAAGACUAUGAGUAUGAUGCAGAUGCAAAGAAUUGUGAUGGGGAUUUGACUCAGAAUUACCAAGUGAACGAGGUGGAUUAUAUUGAAGUUGAAGAUGAGGAGACUUUUGAGAAUGUUGGGACAAAAGUGGCAAAUGAAGAUGUUGUCAAAGAGGUACCAAAUGAAGAUGCAGGGGCAAAAUUACCAAAUGAAGAUAUAGGGGCACAUUUCACCAUUGAUAAUGAAGGGGCAGAAUUGCCAAAUGAAGAUAUAGGGGCACAAGUGACAAUUGAUAAUGAAGGGGCAAAAUUGCCAAAUGAAGAUGAAGAUGAAGAUACAUAUUCAUAA
Messenger RNA from Prunus armeniaca (apricot), 573 nucleotides. Lineage: Eukaryota; Viridiplantae; Streptophyta; Magnoliopsida; Rosales; Rosaceae. The record is from the annotation of a GenBank genome assembly.